GAGAGAGCAGACAUGUUGUACAUUCCCGCAGACACACUGCUGUUCCAGCCUUCCAUACUGUAGAGGACCUAUACACUUACAAGGCCUCCUGUCUGCAGCCAUGGUCCAGGUGCAGUGGCAUAGAGCCCUAUGCAGGGCAUUCCUGGUGUCCCUGCUGCUGUGGGAGUCUCGCAAUGUGUCUGCAGACUCCGACGAGGACAUGGAGGAUGGACCCCCCCAGCCCCCCCAGCCACCCCAGCCCCCCCAGCCGACCAAUGAAUGGCUACUCUGGAAGAUGAGGAACAAUGUGAAAUAUGAUGAAGAGAUGGAUGAUGUGGUGAGGAAGGGCAUUUGGGAGUCUCACAUGCAGUACAUCAAGGACAACAACAACAAGUUCCGCACAGGACUUGCUGGCUUCACGAUGGCAAUGAACAAGUUUGGAGAUCUGAGAGAUCAAGAGUACAAAAUGCUGUUGGGAGCUCAAAUCAACGGUUUUGCCAAGAGAGGCAGGGAGGUGUCUCCCCGUAAACUCAGAGCUGUGGCCAAGCGUAUGGGAAAGGCUACCGCCACCGUGGAUUACAGAAAUCUGGGCUACGUCACUGAAGUCAAGGACCAGGGUUUCUGUGGCUCCUGCUGGGCUUUCAGCACCACCGGGGCUAUCGAGGGACAGAUGUUCAAGAAGACUGGCAAGCUGACAUCCCUCAGCGAGCAGAACCUAGUGGACUGCUCCAAGUCAUUUGGAACCCAGGGCUGCCAGGGUGCCUGGAUGGCCAACGCCUAUGAUUAUGUGGUGAAGAACGGCCUGAUGGCAACCAGCGCCUACCCCUACACAUCAGCGGAUACCCAGCCGUGCUUCUACAACAACGCCAAAGCAGUGGCCAAGAUCAGUGGCUACAGGUUCAUCCCAGCUGGAGAUGAGCAGGCCCUGGCAGAUGCCGUCGCCACAAUUGGACCAAUCACUGUGGCCAUCGAUGCCAACCAGGCCAGUUUCCUGUUCUACAGCUCAGGUAUUUAUGAUGAGCCCAAGUGCAAUGCUAACAACCUGAGCCACGCGGUGGUGCUGGUGGGGUACGGCUCAGAGGGAGGAAAAGACUACUGGAUCAUCAAAAACAGCUGGGGCAGUGGAUGGGGAGAGGGUGGAUUCAUGCGGCUUAUCCGAAACGGAAGCAAUGCCUGUGGUAUCGCCAGCUAUGCCCUGUAUCCACUCAUGUAAACACUUUUAUAAAUGUGUAAUAAAUCUGAACGAUUUAUAUAAAGGGGCGGAAUAGGCCUACUGCAGCACAUGCCGUUGUUCUUGAGUGUUUAGUGUUGUUGUCUAUGUGUCUGUGUGUAUGGUUUUUGUGUUUGUUUGUGGUUGUUUGUUUUCUUUUUUAAUUAUUGUUAUUUUGCUGAGGGGAUAAAAGCAGCAUUUCAAGCAACUUUGUAAUAAGCUAGGAAGUUUUCAUAUGGGACAUUUGUCUUUUUUCAGUGGACAAGUUUCAUAAUGUUGCAAAAUGGAGUCGCUAGUGUUUUAACAUGCCUUGUUGAAGGUAGCCUAUUGUUUGUUACUGAGUGUAAAUGUGUGUGUUACUUUCUUUUCUAACACAGUUUGUGGUAAAGGAACAUGCAUUUGGUGCUAUGACCGCUGGUCUUUUUCAAAUACAACCCACUUAAAUAAUAACAAAAUAACAAAAUGUUACUGUUUUUGUUUAACCAGUCAAAUGGAGUAAGACAAAAUAAACACAAAUCCAA
Molecule: messenger RNA, 1710 nt
Organism: Engraulis encrasicolus (European anchovy)
Lineage: Eukaryota; Metazoa; Chordata; Actinopteri; Clupeiformes; Engraulidae
Gene: cts12
Product: cathepsin 12
Exons: 8
Coding region: 101-1192 (363 amino acids)
Biological process (GO): immune response; positive regulation of apoptotic signaling pathway; positive regulation of peptidase activity
Cellular component (GO): lysosome
Molecular function (GO): cysteine-type endopeptidase activator activity involved in apoptotic process; cysteine-type endopeptidase activity
Source: RefSeq, a predicted model, not a curated record